AUGCAUCCGACCUCUUCAUUUUUCCGAAUACUAAAGGGAUCUCGGGCCGGCGAGGACGAGAUUCGUCCUCCACAGACGAAAGACACGGACGACUCUCUGUCCACUGUUGCCACGGUGACGUGUGAUGAAGCCCGACUUGAAACAAGCGACCCUGUUCAGGAGGUGGACGCCAGCGGAGGAGACGUCCUGUACGUCAGCUCAGCGUCGCAAAAACAAGACAUGGGGACAGAGGAGGCUGACGCCGAGGAGCGUGGGACAUCAGCGCUAGCUGAAAGGAAAGAGAACAACAGCGACGACGGUGAUGGCGAAAGAGAAGAAGCGAAUGACGGGGACGACGAUUGGAAACCGGACGACGUGAAGCUGAAAGGAAGUGUCCCCAGACAGCGGCAGAAGAAGAAGAAGACAAAGAAACAACAGGCCAGGCGUUCUGGUGUUAAGACUAAGUCGAAGACCAGCGAUGACGUCUUCUGUUGCAACGUCUGUGGAGCUCAGCACAGAUCAGAGGUCCUGUUGGUGAGACACGCCUGGACGCACGUGGACGACGCAGGGCGUCUCUGCGGCGUGUGCGGAGAGCGCUCAGAGUCGGCGGAGGCCUCGAAGCAUCAUCUUCAAAGUUCCCACAAACCUGACGGAGACUCUUGUCUCAGCGUCCUCAGCCUCGGCGAGGACGCCGCUGCCCACGCAAGGGAGACACCCUACCAAUGCGACGUCUGCCGUGAGGUUUUCCCGUCGGGUUCGUCCCUGGAGAAACACCGGAAGCUCCACGAUUCGGGUGCUCCCGCCUACAAGAAGAAGCAGAUCUGCGGCGUGUGCGGCAAAACCCUCAGCGACUACCGGUCCCUGUCCCGCCACAGGCUGACCCACUCCGGGGAGCGGCCUCACGGCUGCCGGGUGUGCGGGAGUCGGUUCAAACUCCCGGGGACGCUGAGACAACACGAGAAGAUCCACACGCACCGGGAGAGGUCGUACCUCUGCGACGUCUGCUGUAAGAUGUUCAUGACCAGCAAGCAGCUGCAGAUCCACAUGCGCAUGCACACCAACGAGAAGCCCUACCACUGCGGGGAAUGCGGCCGGGGCUUCAGCACCAGGGCGCCGUUGAGGGCUCACAUGCGGAUCCACACCGGAGAGACACCGUACAGCUGCCCGGACUGCGGCUGGGCCUUCAAACGCAAGGUUCACCUGGAUAACCAUGUGACGGUGCAUUCAGGCGUCAAACCGUUCGUGUGCGUGACUUGUGGGAAAGCGUGCGCUCGGAAAGCGUAUCUGAAGGUUCACAUGAGGACCCACAACGGGGAGAGACCGUACCGGUGUUCACUCUGUGACAAGGCUUUCACGCAGAGCCACUGUCUGAAAACACACAUGAAGAGCCACGGGGGGGCCGGCGCUGCACUGGGACCUUGACCACCAUACCACAAUGAUGACAACACAGAGGCUUGUAUGAGUUUAC
Etheostoma cragini (Arkansas darter) is the source of this 1447-nucleotide messenger RNA. Its product is annotated as zinc finger protein 34-like. The coding region runs from base 1 to 1401 and encodes 466 amino acids. The transcript has 2 exons. NCBI's taxonomy places the organism in Eukaryota, Metazoa, Chordata, Actinopteri, Perciformes, Percidae. The record is from RefSeq and is a predicted model, not a curated record.